Molecule: messenger RNA, 204 nt
Organism: Cooperia oncophora
Lineage: Eukaryota; Metazoa; Nematoda; Chromadorea; Rhabditida; Trichostrongylidae
Source: the annotation of a GenBank genome assembly
AUGUUUGUGUGUCCUGGAAGAGAAGCACAAGCACCUAUGAAAUAUCCGAUUGCUGGAACAGACAAUGCUCUGUCUCAGUUGCGGCUCAUCGCUGUCGAUGGGAAUACAGUUGUCGACUGUGGCCUCAAGACUCCUUUGAAUGUGCGAUUUCCAUGGAUAGAAUAUAUUGCUCGUGCGGGUUUUCUGAACGACGGGAAGACGUGA